Fomitopsis serialis is the source of this 813-nucleotide messenger RNA. RefSeq lists its product as uncharacterized. NCBI's taxonomy places the organism in Eukaryota, Fungi, Basidiomycota, Agaricomycetes, Polyporales, Fomitopsidaceae. The record is from RefSeq and is a predicted model, not a curated record. The transcript is spliced from 4 exons. Bases 1 to 813 code for a protein of 270 amino acids.
AUGCUCGUCGCCAUAGCCUUCUUCGUCUUCGGCACUUGCGACGUCUCAUUCAACUUAUACCACAACCUCAUUGCAUUCAUAUUCUAUACGGGACCCGGUGGGGCAGAUGCUGAAUUUGACCGUCUGUCGACUUGGGUCAACGUUAUGCAGAUUUACCGCUGCUGGCUCGUGUACGCGCAUUCGCCUCGUCGGGCAGUUGUGGCCAUUGCACCCGUCGUACUUUGGCUGGGAUGGAUUUCUUGCCCAAUCGUAAUCCUCUACUACAUCUGCACCUUGAAUGCAGUGACGUCUAUACCUUCAACCGACGAGAUCCAACCCUUCCUAUAUGUCUUCUAUUUCUUGACACUCGCGAUAAAUCUCUUUACAACGGGUCUUAUCAUCCUCCGGCUCUGGAGGGUCCAUAAGCGCACAUCAUCGUUCUUCACGCGGAGUUGGCGAGGACCGAGUCGUUUGAGUUUCGCAGACGUCACUUUGAUUAUCAUCGAGUCUGCGCUCCUGUACACGACAACCGUCAUCAUCUGCGUCGUGCUGGACUUGGCGAAUAGCAACGCGUACUAUGGCGCUACGGAUGUCAGCCUUGAAGUAGCAGGGAUAUCAUUCGAUCUGAUCAUUAUACGGAUCUGGACAGGCGUGUCCACGGAACAGACGCAAGCCUUCACGGAUACGGUGGAGAAUUUGUCGAAAAUCAAGGCAGGAGCGAGCGAACAGGUCAUCACCGCUCACUCGGGCUUCACGGACUUGAACACUUUGGAUCUUGUGGCUUCCCGUGAUGAUAUGGCCCAGUGGGGUGACGAUGACGCGAACCCCGUCUGA